Messenger RNA from Sungouiella intermedia, 456 nucleotides. NCBI's taxonomy places the organism in Eukaryota, Fungi, Ascomycota, Pichiomycetes, Serinales, Metschnikowiaceae. The record is from the annotation of a GenBank genome assembly.
AUGGCUCCAUCAUAUUACGAGGAGGCCAAUCGAGAUGGACCCAAAGACGAGAACCAGACCAAACCUUUCUCUGAGCAAUUGUUGAUCAAUCCAAAUGCAAAAUUUCAAAUAUCCAGACUCGAUGAGCAACACCCCCUUUUUAAAGUGUCCGACAAUGCCAAUUCGGCUGCUGAUCCUGAAAGUCUCUCUUUCAGCAACUUGAGUGCUAUUGACGGCCAAAUCCACCAGACAAAUUGGUCUAAACUCCUAGGAACAGAAUUGAUUUUCAACGAAAAUGGUGACUUGGUGGGCACUGUCAGAGAGCACUUGCUCACAGAUCUGUCGGUGAAAGUGAAGCUCAAGCCACAGGGUGGUGACGAGACUGUAGAAGAAGUGCCAGGAGCAGAGUCUGACUCUCGAACGGCUUUCUUGAAAAAAGCUCAAGCAGUGGCUAGAGCUAAGGCUCGUGAGUCAUAA